Molecule: messenger RNA, 1763 nt
Organism: Salvia hispanica
Lineage: Eukaryota; Viridiplantae; Streptophyta; Magnoliopsida; Lamiales; Lamiaceae
Source: RefSeq, a predicted model, not a curated record
AAAAGUUAAUUUUGUGUGACAACAGAAGUCGCUGUUCUUAAUUUGACGGCAUAGAAUGGCAGAUAUGGAGAAAGUGAAUGAGAAGGAGGAGGAGGAGGAGUUGCCGCCGCCGCCCUCAGACGUCACGGAUCAGGUUGAGGACGAUGCUAACGAUAUGGCGCCAGUGGAUCAAAUUAACAAAGCUGAGACGGAAAUGCAAGAGACGGAGAUGACGAUGAAAGCUGCGGGGUUGAAAAUCGGAGGGGGCUUCCGGUACACUCAAGAAAGUAAGGUUGGAGAGCAAGAGGAGGAGGGUAGUGAGACGAAAAAGGGGAGUAGUGAAGAUGGAGAGAGAGAGAGGAAUGAGACGAUAGAGUUUGAAGUGACAUAUGUGGACAAUGGGGAAAAAGAGGUUGAAUUGGUGUUGGAUUUGGACAAGUUCAAGAGAUAUGCUCCACACUGCCACAACUGCAACCAUCUGGCUACCAAACUUAUUCUUCGUCGGAAGAUUCCUGAUCCGAAUCCGAACCCGAAUCAGAUUCAGACAAAAAAAUAUUGGUUUGUGGUAUGGUUUGAGUUUUUCUUCGUUUGGAUUUGGGGGAAACUGGAUCUCACUCCAGGCAAGCAAGUUCAUCAACCUGCAGAUUCUGGAAAGAGUGCAAACAAAGAAACACGCAAGGAAGGUGGAAAAGAUCUACUUCCAAACCUACCAAACAAAAAUGGAAAUGAUCCUAAGAGAGGAAAAAUCGAAAACGAAGGAGGUGGAAAAAGUCAACUUCCAUCAAUCGACCAACCAGACGAAAAUGAACAUGAGCCUAAAGGAGAUAUUGAAAAUGAUGAAAAUGAUGGAAAACACAAGGUAGAAGGGGAAAAAGAUAAACAUCCAUCAACCGACAAACCAGACAAAAAUGAAAACAAAGAAUUACGAAAUGAGAAGAAAAAUGAGAAGCAGCAGAAGACUAGGAGAAGUGAAUCAGAAUCAAGUGAUAGUGAAGCUGAUACAGAUGAGGAGGAGGAGGAGGAGGACACGAAACCGAAGAUUCUAGAGUUACUUACAAGACUUCGUGGUAGUCUAAAACUAGUGGAGAUCUUAAAAUGCAUUGUGUACGGAGGUCUAAUCGAGUCCAUCACCAGCUUGAGCGUCGUCGCCUCUGGGGCCGCCACAGAUGCCUCUACAUUGAAUGUCUUUGCUAUUGGAUUGGCACUCCUAUUCAGUGGCCUCAUUGCUAUUGGAAAUAUGCUUGUUGAACUAAAGAGGGGUAGAAAUAAACAUUACAAGGAGCAACUUGGUGGUAGUAAGAAGAAGUUUGUAUUUCACUCCACAUUAGUGAUACUAUCAUACCUCGUUUUUGGGCUGGUAGCCCCCUCUACUUUCGCCUUCACCUUUGUCGACAAGUACGCCAAGAUUCUUGCUGCGGCUGCUGCGGCUUUUUCUUGCAUUUUCAUCCUGGCGAUUGCCAAAGUUUAUACUAGCGAAGACAAACAUUUUCCCCAUUCCUACAUUGAGAUGGCCUGCAACUAUCUUAUCAUUUCAUUUUUUACCUCGGGAAUCGCAUACACGGUCGGGUAUAGCAUUGAAAUGUACGUGCUCAAGCUUGGAUUGUUUACGUCAGUUGAGCGCGUUAGCUGUUACCAUGGUGAGGCCUACUAGGUAAACCAACGAGCUGAUCUUCUAUUUUGUUUGUUGUUAUUUUUGUUUAUGCACUAGUUUCAUGAAUAAAUAUGUAAUCCAUGCGUUUCCAUUUCAUUCACAUUUUGAUAUAAUGAAUUAUGAUAUCUUUUCA